GUCUGCUGUGUGUUCGAUGGACAAGCCCCUAACAUUAGCGUGAGAGAGAGGUGCGGUGUUGCGUGAUUGCGAGAUUUGGCUGCGAGUUUCCGAGCGUGUGUGUUUGUUGUGUUGUUUCGAGUUGAAAAAGUCAUAAAUAACGAGCGAAAGAUUAAUAUUAAUACAUCCAAACUCCCCCCUCUCACCGUUCUGCAACAUUAUACGCAUAAAAACCCCGAUAACUCCAUACCCAGGGGAAAGAAAAAUCUUGAAAUCUGCGUAAUAAACCAAUGCAUCGAGACCCUACCUGAUAUCGAAAGUAUAGCCAGAACGUGAGACAAGCAACAACAACCAAAAAAAAAGAAGAAAAAGAAAAAGUUGUAUGUGAAUACAUGUAUAAAGAACUGAGUGAGUGAGUGAACGAUUUUCUGUGAGACGUAUACUAUUGUCCAGAAACAGGAAGGACGAGGGCAAUAGUUUAUUUGGAGAGGCUAUCUAAUUCAGUCCAAUUGAGUUGCGUAUACGAUAAAAGUGGCACCCAGAAAAAUGUCAUCAUAUAUUCAGGUUGCUGAGGACGAGGGUGAGGAGCCCAUAGAGUUACCCACUGAGGAUGACAGUACAUUGCUGUUGACUACACUGUCUGGCCAAUUUCCCGGUACCUGCGGUCUCAAAUAUCGCAAUCCCGAGUCGAGGAGCAUGCGGGGCGUUAGACUUGUCGAGGGAAGACUCCAUUCCCCCGAGAGUGGCUGGGGAAAAGCUGUCUAUUACUGCGUUUUUCCAAAAGAAAAUAAACGGAAAUCCGAUGACAAUUUGGAGAAUUCCACAGCAAAGACUAAGAGAAUGGAGACAAAACUGCGAUGCACUGAUUUAAUUGUACUUGGAUUACCCUGGAAAACUACAGAGCAAAAUUUGCGGGAGUACUUCGAGACUUUCGGAGAAGUUCUAAUGGCCCAGGUAAAAAAAGAUGCGAAAUCGGGCCAGAGCAAAGGCUUUGGAUUCAUCAGAUUCGGCAGUUACGAGUCCCAGCUGAGGUGUCUUGCCCAAAGACAUAUGAUCGAUGGACGAUGGUGUGACGUCAAGGUUCCCAACAGCAAGGAGGGAAUGAUUCAGCAAGUGCCGUGCAAGGUAUUCGUGGGCCGCUGUACAGAAGACCUAACAGCGGACGAUCUUCGUGACUACUUCACAAAAUUCGGUGAAGUUACGGACGUAUUCAUCCCCAAGCCAUUUCGUGCAUUCUCAUUCGUAACAUUCUUAGAUCCCGAGGUUGCCCAGUCCCUCUGCGGUGAGGAUCACAUAAUAAAGGGUAUAUCGGUACAUGUAUCGAAUGCAGCACCAAAAUCCGAGGGUAAUAAUCGUAAUUUCAACAAUCAGAUUAAUUCAAAUAUGCGUGGAAGGGGUAUGCCCGGCCCCAUUGAAAAUAAUAUGCAGGGUAAUUAUCAGGGAAAUCGUUACAUGGGACACUCGGGUAAUAAUAUGGGGCCCAAUGGCUGGAGUAAUCCUGGCAAUCGUGGUAAUAUUGAUAUGCCAAAUUUACAAGCACUUGGUAUUACUGGACAGAAUAAUGGCGGUGGUGGUGGUGGUGGUAUGUCAAAUCCACUUGCCAUGGGGGGAAUUAAUCUGUCAGCACUGCCAGUUAAUCCAGCCCUUGUGGCUGCUGCACUCAAUCAAGCAUCAUGGGGACUCAUUGGGAAUCUUCAGAAUCAGGGAAAUGAUCAGGGAUAUUCUAAUCAGCCUGGACCACCUGGACAACCACCCUCAGGAAACAACAGCAUUGGUAACAGUGGAAAUUCAGGGUUUCUCAGCUGGAUGAAUCAAGGGGGUGGUGAUGGUAAUACAGGUAAUCCUGGAUCUGGUGGACCGGGAGGUCCUAAUAAUCCCAAUGCCAAUCAGGGUGCCUGGCAGAAUCAUCCUGGACAGCGUGAUCAGAAGAACAACGCGUUUCUCAAGUAUGAGUAAGGUGGAGAAACUAUGAUUGCAGACGAAUGUUGGGGGUGAUUAUUUGGCGGCAAUUUAGAUUUUUUUUUUUCAUCUUUAUGACAAAUUAUAUGCACUUUUGACGUCGACGGUGAGGUGGAACAUGAUGGGAAGGUGGAGCGUAUGAAAUUGGGAGGGAGUUGAGGGGAAAUUAAUGGAAAAAUAUUCUGCUUUUCGAUAAUGAUUCGACCUAGAUUCAAGUUGCGACUCGUUGCGGAUGAAAAAAUUAUUCAAGUCACCACUUGAAUGUACAGAUUCACUUCAACUAUAACCCACACUCGAAUUCAGGCCCAGACCGGAAUUUGAAUGAUGUGAUGAAUUCAGAUUCAGAUAUCAAUACCAGACAAAAAAAAGGAUACUCUCCAAAAUAUUCUCCUCGAUCCACUUCUACCCAAGAGAAACGUGCAAUCAAUAAAAAUGUCAAAGGUAAUCCAUCACGUUCCUCCCCACCCACAAUUACCCACCUCAGAUUAUAAUUAUCUAAUCAACUGACUUUAUUUUAUUACACGCAAUUCACAUUUUCUUUCUACACCCAGCAAUAUUGAAUAUAAAAAUAAUCACCCAGCAAAAAACCAACGAGAGAGGAUGUAUUAUAAAAUCGAAUUCAACUAAUGUCAUUAAAACAAUGCAACUAAAUCUAAAGAGAACUGAUUGAAAAACAAAUAUAAAAUACUGGUAUGAAAUAUGAUUUGAAAACAAUUUGGACAUGAGAUGAUUGUACUGAUGUGGUACAUUGGAACGAUUAAUUAAACUUAAGUCGAGAUAUGGUUGGAAAGAGUCAAAUGGGUAGUGAAUGUGCAUUAGAAUUUUCCGUAUCAUUUGACUUAUUUCUCAUGAGAUAUAUGCUAAUGAUAAUUCUAAUGUCUAGAACGACGUAUAUGUGCUUGGAAUUAAUUGCAGUGUGUUUAAUAUUUAAGUAAUAAUGAGGUAUGUUCGGUGUUAUGUGGGUUAUGGAGUAAGUUAGCACCCUUUCACAAAUCAAUGAAUGAAAUAGAAUUGGAAUAAUUGAUGACAAUGGAUGAUAAUGCAACUGAUAAUUGAUUAAUUGGUGAGGAUUUCGAAAUGAAAGAUGUGAAUUUGUGAGAGGGGAUAAAGAUUAGAUGAUUAAUAUCUGUGAGGGUUGGGAUAAGAUUGAUCAUACGAUAGUUGUUUAUCAGUUUGUGAGUGUAUUCGUAUCAUUGAAUUAUUAACAAAGAAAAUAUGGUUAAUAAAUAAAGUAAAAUGAAUGUAGGUCUUGCCAUUUAUUAUGGUGAACAAAAAAAUAAUAAUGUACGUAUAUGGAUUAAUAUGCGCUUAGUUGAUAGUUAUUUCAUCGAUGAGAGCUUAAGUAAUUGUUGUAUACAUGCUUUUUCAAGGAAUGUUGCAUGGUUUCCCUCCUGGGUGGAUCGGAUGCAUGAGGAAUUUUUUUUUAAUAUUAUUUUGGUAGAUGAAAGAGAAUUCUGAGGGAACAUGUGAAAUGUGAGAGGAUUUUAUUUUAAUUAGGUUUAGAGAAUAUAUGAAGGUAAUAUUGUGUGGAGAACCUUAUGAACUACCAAAGACAUCAAACUUAAGUCAAGACUUGAGUUCAGGUAUAGAUGAGAUUGCAGGUUGUGGUUAUAUUCAAAGACAUGCCCCGGAUUAAAUUCAGCUCUUCCAUUAAAUUGAAGCCAGAGUUGGAGCUUAAAUUCGGAUUUUCAAGUAAAUUCAAGACGUAAAUUCAUAUCCUGGCUUCAAUUUAUAUCAUGUCUUAAAUUCAGAUCGGCCAAAAAAACUUCAAAUUCGUGAGAAAAUAAAUCCUCUCACACUGGACAAUUUUCCCCUGUAGAAAACAGUCAAGUGCAGAUGGUAGUUAAUAUCCCGAGUGAAAUAGUAACCCGAUUCAACAUUAACAUUCACCCAUCGAUUAUUUAUUACUAACCCACAAGCAAUUGCAGUGUUAUAAUUAACACAAACGAACCGCAAUCAAGAUUUAAUUUUUCAAUAUUUUCAUAAAUUUCCAUCUUCAAUCAAUAAAAUUGGAUCAUGGGAUGGAGGGAAUGAUAACAAAACCACGGAAAAAACCGACGAAUGCAUAAAUAAUUGGUACGCAGUUAAUCGAGUCUUUGAAUAGAUUGAAAUAAUUGAAAAUCUGAUUUGUAACCAUGAACUUUCUCUCGUAGAUACUUAGCGUGAAUUACACAGUUGUACGACUUUUUGUGUAUGAAUAUUUUACACUGGUGCGCUAAUGUGUAAAUCAAAUAAAACUUAAGAUUAAAAGGAAAUUGAGACAGUAGUAACCGAUAUAACUAGUUCAUUAACAAAUGCGGAAGAAACUAACGGUGAACUUUGAACUAAAUAAAUAAAUGAAGUUGCUUCAUUUCAUUGAUUGUGUGGGAUAGAGAAAAAAAUUAUUGUAUAUUAAUAUGCAGUUUAUUUAAAUUGAAUUGAAUAUUUUGAAAAUAUUAGAUAAUAUCGAGAGUGAAUUCAAUCAAUUGUUUCUUUUACAGCUGAUUGAAUAUGAUUGUUUUCUUUGUAAUUUUUUGACGAGUGGUGGAAGCUUAUUAUGACAUUAUAUCGUCAUUGCCUGAGUGAAAUUUAACGUGUCAUGUCUCAUUCUCAAGGUUUCAGUUUAACCUUUAAAAUGAGACCUGUGUCAUACCAUUUGUAUCACUACCACUCGACCAUAAAAAUUGCAAUAAAUAAGAAUCAAUAUGACGGUAUUGAAAUCAUUAAUAGUUAUAUCAAUUUGGGGUUCUUAAUGAAAAAAUACCAUUUUCUUAUUCUUUGAAGAAAAAAAAUUAUCGAAAAGUUUCACUAGGUGACGAGGGUCUCGCAAUUUCUUUAGUCAAUAUAAUGUACAUUAAACGAAAAUAAUUGAGGGGUAAAAAUUUAACUGAUGAAUAUGUGGCAGUAAAUAAUUUUUAAAAAAUUAUAAAGAUCAUCAAUGAACGAGAAUAACGCUGUCACGUGAAUAUCGUUACACCAAAAUUAAUGAAACUAUUCACAUAAGCUACUUCAAAUCACACAUUAUCUUAUUAGUGGAGAGACAAAUCGAAAGAUAAAUAACAAAUAUUGACAAAUAAAGGGAAUUCUUAUACGUGAUUGUGUGUGCAGUUUGUAUCUUUCAUUUUUGUUUUACAGUGUGAAGAAUUUUUAAAAUAAUAUACUUUUCACUUUAUUAUUUCUCAUUCAUCCAUCGGUUUUUAUUAUCUUUCUACUCGCGAGCUUUCUCAUUUUAGCGAUCGUCACUGGUUCCACCAAUAAUGGGGGUUUUCUAGUGACAAAUAUUUGAGUUUUCAGUGCAUUUUUUCGGUGUUUUUUUUUCUCACCUCAUGGAAUUUACUAACGUCACUUUCUUUUACAAUAUUAUUUUUAGUCAUUCUGGAGUGAAAGAGGUGGAUGUUUUUUUUUAGAGGGAAAUGUCUUCAGAUUUUUUUUUAUAAGAUUUGGAGGUUUCGGAAAUAAUAAAACUGGGGUGAAAGAUAAUCUGGAAGAUAGUUUUUAAAAAAUUACCUUCUCUCUCUCCUAAUUAUGUAACCUCUUGACAUUACCUUCAGCUCACUUCAAACGGUUUCUUUAGAUGGAACAAAAGCAAAUUACUUGUGGCUUAAAUUCAGAUCCCGAUAUAAAUUCAGGUCAUCUUUGAAACGCAGAGCGCGGUCGAAAGUCAGUCAAAAUAAAUGAAGGAAUGAAAUUUUGGUUUAUAAAUUCAAAUUGCGUCUUAAAUUCGUGUACGGUAAAACAAGAUUUCAAAAGAAAAUUUCAUAUCUAUCUUUCAGAUUUUUUAAUCCUCUUUCACCAUCGAUUUAAAGAGGCGUAAAGUCCUCUCCGUACUUCAAUAAAUUUUUUUCUCUUCCCGAAGCCUCUUUAAUGUCCCCGAAAAUAUCCUCUUCCCAUACAUAUUCACUAAAAAAAAUUCUCGUCCCCCCCCCCUCCUCCUCCUCCACCUCCUGGACUCAUCCCUUUAAAAAAAAUCGUUUGAAAGUAUUAUUUUGGACAUUCUGGAAGCGAAAGAAAAACUGAGUAUUCAAAUGGUGGCUGAUGUGUUAUUGACUUACUCAUGAUGACUGAAGAUUCAUUAGUGGACCGAUUGGAUUGAAUUAGCGAACGUGAAUAAUGUGAGUAUGAAUCGGUUGAAUGUAUUUGUUAAUGGUCGUCUCAGAACUACAGAAGCGAAAGUUUGUCUGAUAAAAAGGUAAAAAUCUUAUUGAACUUAAAAUGAAUGGACUGUAUCUGAAGAGUGAAGAAACGAGUGUUGGAAUCACAUUGAUGGAUGAAACAGCAUCUUCCACCGGCUAUUUAAUUUUUCACUAUUUAACUCUGACUGAUUUGAAAAAAUGCCUGAGUGUUUUAUACCGAUUAAGCGUGGACGGUAAUGAGAUAUAAUUUGUUUUUUAAAUUAUAGGAAUGACAGCCAGCAAUGAGUGCUCUCACAAACAAAACGUUUAAAUCAAUUUUAAACAAAACAUGACAGCUGAUAGACAAAGACUGUAGUUUAAGACAACUUUUAACAAACAUUUAGAACCGUUAGGGCGUACGAUGAUAAAAAAAAAAUUAUGAAAUUUCGGUCCCUUCCAAACCGUUUAUACACAGAAAAUUAAAUUUUAGUCAAAGUAAUAUUACAAUUACACAAUGAACGAGUGUGCAAUAUCUACGGAAUUUCUUUUUGAAUAAAAAUGGAAUUCCAUUGUUGCUAUUGACUUCUGAAAAAUAUAAACUGAAGAAAUACUCCUUCUCAACAACUGAAUCAUGAAUUUUUUCACGACACACUGUAAUGUAUUAAGUCAAUUAGAAUUAGGGAAGAUUAAUUAAAAAAAGAAAAGAAAAUAAUGAAACAAAAAGUAAUUGUUGCUCAAGAGUUGCCUUGCAAAAUGAUUAAAUAAAUAAAUGAUGAUGAAAAAAUGACGAGUGAAGCGAUUUGGAAGUGAUCGGCACAGAAUUUGUAAAUAUCCAUGAUGAAUUUUCAUGUUAAUUAAUAAAACCAACUUUUUGAAAGUUUCAUUAACAAUUUUUCAAUGUAAAAUGAGCGAUAACGUUCGGUUUAUUGUAAUUAUUGUAUGAGGUCAUCGUGAUAUUAAGAUUAUGACGAGAAAUAAUACAGAAAAAUACCGAGUGAGAAGGACAGCUGGGGGAAAUGAUCACGUCCGAUGGAGAAUAUCUUGAGAUUGACUGAGUGAAAAUAAAAAAAAUCUUACGCCAUUUUGACGGGAAUAUCUUAAGCUUUAAAAUUAGUCAUGAUUCGUAUAGUCUUAAAUCGUAUCGUUAGUUCCAAAGAUAACUGCAAUUUAGUAAAGAUCAUUUUGCCCCAGUCUGUCCACAAUUAUUGCUGUAACGUGAAUAGAGAUGAGUGAAAGAAAUUGACAAUUUUUUUUAAAUCGAGAUGAUUUUUGUGUAAAGAUAUACUGGACUAUUCCCUCUUGUCAUUCGUCCUAAUGAUGAAACAAAAACAAAGAAAAGCGCUUAAUUAAGAUUUUUAAUUCAAUUGUGAAUCUGUGAGAAAGCCACAUUAUUUAUUUCUUUCCCGCUUCAAGAUAUCAUUGAAUUUCAUUGUAAAUAAAAGAUUUUCCAAUUGGUUCCCACUAUCAUUAUUCAAAUUUUCCGAAUUCUUAUCAUAUUUAAAAAAUCAGAAAUUAAGAAAAUACAUUUUUUAAUAGAUCGGAUGCAGUUAAAUUGCAUUUAAAAUAGUUGAACGGUUUUUGGUAAUUAACUAGUUUGUAAAAAGAUGAGAGGACUUGCAUAAAGUCGAAUAUUCUUUGAAUUUGAUAAGAAUUCUCUAUGGAAGGUGCAAAUUUUGAUGAGUUCAAUUUUUUUCACACUCGCUUUUAUGCAAAUAUCUCGGCAACGAGUGGUUUUAGGGAGAAAUUUUCCGAGACAAACAAUAUGUUGUGACAUUUUUUUGCUAGAACCAUCCACUUCCCAGAUAAUGGCGUAAUAAUCGAACUAGAUUGGUUCAUCAAAUUACCCUGAAAUACCGAUUUUUUUUUCUUGUCACCUAGAUCUAUUCAAUUACCAUAGAAAUUGGUCGAAGAAGGUACAAAUAGGGAUUCAUUUACAAUAAUUAGACGGAAAGUGUGAGGAAAGUAAUCGAAGAAUGAUUAAAAACAGAAUUAAAAACAAAAUAGAGAAUUUAUUUAUUCAUAAUGAAAAUAAUGAAUAACGCGAGAGAUCAAAAUGCGUCGUGUAAUAUUCAUAAAUACUGAAUAAUUUUUUUUAUUUCUAUAUUUGUUGUGUUUUUCUUUAAAUACUGGAAUGAGCAGAAGAAAAAAAUAAUAUUUAAUGCUCUGGUUGAUUAUACCACCAUCGACUAUGAAAAACGUCAUUAUCUUGCAGUGCGUACCAUGAAUCACGAGAUAACAAUUUAUGAGUGCACCUAUGGUGAGCAAUAAAAUGAAUAAAAAUAAUCGUUUGUUAAAA
This is a messenger RNA of Diachasmimorpha longicaudata, 8325 nucleotides long. RefSeq names its product TAR DNA-binding protein 43 (gene TBPH). Gene Ontology annotation, molecular function: RNA binding. The record is from RefSeq and is a predicted model, not a curated record. Gene Ontology annotation, cellular component: nucleoplasm; chromatin. Bases 526 to 1935 code for a protein of 469 amino acids. The transcript is spliced from 4 exons. Lineage: Eukaryota; Metazoa; Arthropoda; Insecta; Hymenoptera; Braconidae. Gene Ontology annotation, biological process: regulation of gene expression.